Messenger RNA from Rhipicephalus sanguineus (brown dog tick), 2492 nucleotides. RefSeq names its product neprilysin-21-like. The coding region runs from base 767 to 2248 and encodes 493 amino acids. Gene Ontology annotation, cellular component: plasma membrane. The record is from RefSeq and is a predicted model, not a curated record. The transcript is spliced from 18 exons. Lineage: Eukaryota; Metazoa; Arthropoda; Arachnida; Ixodida; Ixodidae. Gene Ontology annotation, molecular function: metalloendopeptidase activity. Gene Ontology annotation, biological process: protein processing.
GCUUUCGACAAAGAGGUGAUCACUCAGACUACCGUGGCCAGUGUUGCCACCUUAGUGCCAGUGGAUGAUCCUGAGGCCGUUGUGCGUUGUCCGACUGCGGACUGCAUGGAGGAAGGCGGGCGGCUGCACACCUUCACUAACCUGACCCUGGAGCCCUGCACAAAUUUUUACGAGUUCGCAUGCAGUGGCUGGGUCCGCAGUCACCCGUAUCCAUCAAACAGGAAGAAAGUUUCUGUGGAUGAUCUUGUUGUGCAGCUUGCCGAACAGAAAACUAUGGAAUUCAUCUAUGAAAAUGUUUUGGACCACGCCACGUACACCGACCCUCUUCUUCACAACGUUGUCAGGAUGUUUCAAGGCUGCAGCGAUAAAAGUUUUCUUCUGAGGAAUCCAGCCAUGGCACUGCAAGCAGCUUUGGAUGAUGUUCGUCUUACGGACUGGCCUUACGACGAAGAACCGAUGGACGUGGAAGUUCCCGAAGUGAUUGCGUUUGCUACCCGCAAGCUGGCCGUGAGCCCGUUUUUCGCUCCAUCUCUCGAAGUCGACUCUACCACUGGGUCGGGAUGGGUGUUUGUGGUACGUUUCAGUUGGCAGUAUACGACACGCAGUCGCGGAUACUUUGACAGUAAGCGAGCCUUGAACGGUUACCAACUAGUGUUUGUCCGUGCUUUUUCUCCGUUAGUUUCGAGAGCCCCGGGCGGUGAUUCCGGAAGACGCUUACCUCGCAGGCGACGUCGUAUUGACAUACCAAAAGUUGGUGACGCAGGCUAUGUCGCUCGUGAACAGCGAUAAGAAUAUACAGGCGCUUGCCGAACCUGUCCUGUACGUUGAUCAGGAAGUGCACAAGAUGGUGGAAAAGAAUCGGCAGCUUACCGACUACACCAGAGAGCACUACCGCAAGUCUCUUCAGCAUCUCGACAAACGGAGAGAGUUCGACGUUGGAUCUUUUCUAAGCACUUUGGUGGACGGAAUUGCGGUCUUGGAUACCGAAGUUGAGUUUGUCAUCCCUACCACGACGUUCUUGGAAGACGUGCAGAAUAUAACGGUAGCGUUCGAGAAGAACGUCCUGCUGAACUACAUCGGCUUCCGUGCGGUGCUGGCCCUGUCGGCCCUGCUGCCGCACAACGACGGGCGAGACCUGGCGCACCUGCAGUUCGCUCGCGAGAUACCGACGCGCACGCCAGCCAAGCGGUGGCGCUUCUGUCUGCGCCUGCUCGAGGGCAUCUACAAGCUGCCGCUUCUCCAACUGCAGGUGGAAUCGUUCGAGAAGAAGGACAACUUCCACACGAUCAACAGGACCAUGGAGCUCCUCAAGAAACACCUCUUCCGAACUGUGCGUAACUCGAGCCGCUUCGGACCGAGCACCAGGCAAAUGAUCAUCGCCAAGUUACGUGACUUGAAGGUGCAGUCCUUUAGCAGCCACCUUAUCGGCAACGUAGAAGUUCGCGAGAGGCACUACCACGGGGUGCCGGACGUCGACCCGUCGAAUGUCCUCACCGACUAUGUUCAAACUUUAAACAUUGUCCUCAAGAACUACUGGAGCUACUACGGAAGUAUCGGUACCCAGUUUAGGUGGCAUGGCUCGAUCUUCGACACGGUAGCUACUUACAACCACUUCGAAAAUACGCUGUACAUACCUCCGUCAUUGUUUAUGGAAGACGUCAAGUAUAACACCUAUCAUUCGCCACUCUACUUCCCUCGGAGCGGCCGGCGCAUCAUGGAAGGCUUGUACAGUAUGCUGGAAAGAGAAGCUUCCUUUUUCGGGCAGCAUAACGAGGUGGUCAAGGCUUCGAGCUGGGAUUACAUCACUACCGACGGCUACCUGUCUCUGCGCGGUUGCCUCAAGGAGCAAUUCCGGAAGGCUGCCAUGCCGCACUUGGUGCCUGGCCCGACGAGCGCUCUGCACCCUUCUCGGCCACUGCGUCAGGACAUCAAGGAUAACGCCAUAAUCAAUGUCGUCAUUGAGGCCUUUAAGGAAACCAUGCUGGACUUUGGUUACAAGCCCGGAGUGUUUGUACUUCCUGGUUUUGCUCAAACAUCGAUGGAGCAACUUUUUUUUCUCCUCUACGGCACGAGUCAGUGCGAGGUAACUUCCCAAGAAGCUGCGCUGUCUGAUGAAAUCAUUAGGGCAUCCCAUCCUCGACGUUAUCGGGUUAAUCACGCUUUGCAGAACAACAUGAUCUUCUCUCGCGCCUUCAUGUGUGCCAACAACACUGAAAUGAACCCGAAGAGGAAGUGUAAAGUGUGGUAAAUCGCGACGCAUAGACACGCUUGGAGGACGCUCAUUUUCCCUUCAUUUGCUGGAAGUUUGUGCUUUGAAGACCGUGAACAGUCGACUGCAGACAUGGCGACAGAAGCGACCAUGUUGAUAGAGUUGAACAUUUUCUUUCUCUAACUUGAUGUCUUUUUUUUUCUUUGGCGCCGAAGAAACUGCUUUUCUUGUGAUGUACUGUGUUGUAUUUAGUGAUGCUAAAAAGAUAGUAAAGUGCUCUGUU